This is a messenger RNA of Plutella xylostella (diamondback moth), 5704 nucleotides long. RefSeq names its product anoctamin 1. Lineage: Eukaryota; Metazoa; Arthropoda; Insecta; Lepidoptera; Plutellidae. The record is from RefSeq and is a predicted model, not a curated record. Gene Ontology annotation, cellular component: plasma membrane. Gene Ontology annotation, molecular function: protein dimerization activity; chloride channel activity. Gene Ontology annotation, biological process: chloride transmembrane transport.
AAAGCAUUGCUUUUUGUGACUAAUCGUCGACCAAUCUCCACGGCAACUAGUGCUUUCAGAAAAGCUGAGCUUUCUACGAAUCUAUAUUUUUUUUAUUUAUAUCACUCUACAGAUAUGAAACAUUACAUGCUUAAGACGUCUGUGCCUGGAUCGCAUGUGAUGUCCGACGGCGACCCAUCUCUCGAAGACGAUCUUCCAUUGCCAUUGCUCGAACAAGUUGAGGAAAAUGUGUUUACUCCCAGAAUAACAACUCCAAUAUACGCGGGAAGUGUGAAGCUGCACCACAGGAGAUCGGACAUCAUAGAAACGGAAUCAUUAAUAUCUGACGCACAGAGGAAUGAGCUGGCACUCCAGGAAAUAUUCACCGGCGAUGGAAAUGGAACGUUUCAUGAGGCGGAGAAGGAGGCUCAGGGGAGGAUGGGGGACCUGCAGGCCAUGUCGGUCCUCAGUACGUACAACGACAACUUGUCACAGGAUAUGAACACUGACAGAGACAACGGUAGCGAGGCGUCGACGCGGCCGGCCGAGGAGUUCACGUGUGGGGACGCCAGGACCCUGCCUGAUGUCGCAUCCGGUAAUGGGAAGCCGAACCAUUGCCAGAUAGUGAUGGGCGGGAUCCGCAACAACCCGUCCCUGAGCUUCAAAGAUGGCGUCCGCUCCAUAGACUUCGUGCUGGUGUGGGAGGCGUUGUUCGACGACGCCAACACGCCGGCGGCCAUCGAGCACCGCCGCGUGUUCGAGAUGAACCUGGAGAAGGAUGGGUUACAGCUGGAGAGAGAGGCGCCGGAGGGACUGCACGGGCUCAAUUUUGUUAAGAUUCAUGUUCCUUUACAAGUGUUAAGAGACUACAGUGAGAUAUUGAAACUUCGGAUGCCAAUGAAGGAAAACAUGGGGAAAAGCAAAGGUGGAAAAUUAAAUACAAUUCUGAGUGCUGCCAUGUGCAAACUGAAGUUUUCAGCAAUAAAAGAAGAUGAUAAAGGGUCAAAUUUCAUUCAAGAUUUCUGGGAUGGCAUCAUGCAGAAGAUAAGAAUAGACCCAAAGAUAUUCCCUGAGAGAAAGAGUAGACUCACUGCCAUAUUUUCUAAGGAUAAGGAAUAUUUAUUCGACACGACCUCCGAGUGUUUCUGGACGCCGUCGAUCCGCUCCCGCAUCGUUCAGUUCAUCCUGGACCGCAAGAAGUUCACGGAGAGCGAGCACGACGACUUCUCGUUCGGCGUCGCGCGCCUCAUCUCCAACUGCACGUACAGCGCCGCCUACCCGCUGCACGAUGGUGAUCUCAAAACGGCUGGCUCAAUGCGACAUCUGCUUUACACAGAAUGGGCGGAGGUGUCCAAAUGCCUCAAAUAUCAGCCUUUAGAUUAUGUGAAAGACUACUUCGGUGUUAAGAUAGGUUUAUAUUUCGCGUGGCUGGGCUUCUACACGCACAUGCUGAUCCCGGCGGCCGUGGUCGGGCUCAUCUGCUUCAUCUACUCCGCUGCCACCAUCUACUCCAAUGUGCCUAGCGAGGAGGUAUGCAACUACAACUCCACCAUCAAGAUGUGUCCGCUCUGUGACUAUUUCUGCGAGUACUGGGACCUGAAGGACACGUGCAUACAGUCGCGCAUCACGUACCUGUUCGACAACCCCACCACUGUGUUCUUCGCUAUAUUCAUGAGCUUUUGGGCGGCAUGUUUCCUGGAGCUAUGGAAGCGGUAUUCAGCCGAGAUGACGCACCGCUGGGACCUCACCGGCUUCGACGUGUACGAGGAACACCCGCGCCCGCAGUACCUGGCGAGGCUGGCGCACGUCAAGCGGAACCAUAUGAACGUGGUAACGGGCCAAUUGGAGCCUCAAGUUCCGUUCUGGCGCAUGCGCGUGCCCGCCUCUCUCAUGUCAUUCAGCGUCGUGGCGCUGCUAGUGUUGCUAGCGCUGGCAGCGGUGUUGGGGGUCGUGUUAUACAGGAUGUCGCUACUGGGAGCCAAUAUACUGCGGCAGAAUGACAAUGUGCUCAUCACGUAUAACCCGAUCAUGUUCACGAGUGCCACGGCCGCCGGGAUAAAUUUGCUGCUGAUUUGCGUGUUUAAUUAUAUAUACCAGUACCUAGCGGAAUGGCUGACCGAGCGCGAGCUGCUGCGAACUCAGACCGAGUUCGACGACUCGCUCACUCUCAAGAUAUACCUGCUCCAGUUCGUCAACUACUACGCUUCGAUCUUCUACAUCGCGUUCUUCAAGGGCAAGUUCGUUGGCCGCCCCGGGGAAUAUGUGCGGCUGUUCGGGCAUAGACAGGAGGAGUGCUCGCCCGGCGGCUGUCUCCUCGAGCUGUCCAUCCAGCUGGCCAUCAUCAUGGUGGGCAAGCAGGUCAUCAACACCGCCGUGGAGAUGACCACGCCGCGCCUGCUCAAGUGGUACAACAUCAUACGCACUAUAGGCAGGAAAAACGUGAUACACAGCCCACUGCAAUGGGUGAAAGACUUUAAGCUAGUCGACUUCGGUAACAUGGGACUGUUUCCUGAAUAUUUAGAAAUGGUUCUCCAAUACGGCUUCGUCACCAUAUUCGUGGCCGCCUUCCCCCUCGCCCCUCUCUUCGCCCUUCUCAACAACGUGCUGGAGAUGAGACUCGACGCCAAGAAGUUUCUCUCCUGCUAUAGACGCCCCGUGCCGCAUAGGGUCAAUGAUAUCGGCGUGUGGUACCGGAUAUUGGAUUCUAUCGGGAAGCUCAGUAUCAUUACGAAUGGCUUCAUUAUAGCGUUCACGUCAGACUUCAUUCCUCGCCUGGUGUACCAGUACCACAAUGGCGGCUCUUUAGCCAACUACGUGAACCACACGCUGGCGGACUUCGACACGAGCGUGCUGGAGCACCCGCCGCCGCCGGGGAAGAGCCAGUAUAACCUCACUACUUGCAGUUUCCCGGGCUACUGGUACGCGUCUACAAGCGACGACUACGACCGCAGCAGCUGGUACUGGCACGUCAUGGGCGCCAGGCUCGCCUUCGUCGUCGUGUUUGAGAACGUAGUGGCGCUAGUCAUGAUAAUCGUGAAAUGGGCGAUUCCCGACAUGUCCUGCGAGCUUCGCGACCGCAUCCGCCGCGAGGCGUUCGUAAUAAACACGGUCCUGAUGGACGAGACCAGGGCGCGGUCGCAGGCGGGAGGCACCCUGGACCGGGACAGCCGCCACCAAGGUGAGACAGAGACAAUAGCGGAGGGGCACUGGAACAACUUGCUUUCAGCCAGCCUGUCCGGCUCGGACUUCGACUUGGCUGCUCACGGCGACCACCAGGACAUCCCCGCGGGCAUCAGCAAGCACGUGGUGUCGGAACAACCGCCCGAGCCAGGGCCCGGCCCUACGCAUGUGUAGCGGGCCGAAUUCAAUACUCUGUGUAUAAUGAUCUUGAAUUUUAUUUUAGAAUAGGAGAUGGAAAAGUGCGGUCAGGAAUUUUAUUAAUAUGAUGCAAGCAGCACAUAUUUGAUUUCAGUCACAUUAUCUCGCAGUCAGGGGAAAUAUGUAGGUAGUUUGUUCGGAAUGUUAAAUCAUUGAAAUUCCGUUUUUAAUUUUGCUUUCCAUGUCUCGAUACCUAAACAGUUAUCCUCGAAUAUAUUUUAACAAUUCAUAGUACUUAAUACAAAGGUCGAUUACUGAACUUGUUAUUGACACUGUAAACACAAGAUUUAACAUAAAAUUUAAAGACAUAAUUAAAAACAAACGAUGAUAUUUAUCGUUUUUACACUAUAUAUUAUUAUCUUUCUUCGGUAAAUCAUCCGUACAAAACAAUAUAUAAUAAUUUAAGUCAGUAUAUGAACUCGUAUAUGAAUCUCAGUUAUAUUUAUUCAUUAGUCACUACAGAGAAUUAAAUAUUUGUAUUUAUUAACUGUUAUACUUGUAAGCAUACUUAUUUAUACUUUUUAUCGGUUCGUAAUGAAAUAAAAAGUUAUUUUUACACACUUUUAAAGCAACUAUGAUUCAAAAUAUAUUUUUUAAACUUUCUCGAUUUUAAAUACUGCUUCAGAAAGAAUGUUAAAAUAAUAAUAUACACUGCCUAUGUGACUUACAAAAAUUUAGGUAUUUUAUAAAAGGAGAAUAGGAGACAUAAUAAUCAAUUUUAGGUGGAAAUAGUUUUUUUUCGUAGUAAAGACUUGCUUUAUGUUGCUGUAUGAUUGGAGUAAUUUUUUUGUGAACUAAAAUUAUUAAAAUUACAAGGCUCUGAAACUGUUAUCUUAGGAAGCUAAAAUGGUAGACUAGAAGGUCAGGUUAUAAUGGUUUCAAAAACGGAGUCAUAAAAAUCUGUCAAUAGUCAGUACUAUCGACAACCUCGCUUAGGUAAUAAAUAUCUCUAAAUAUACAGCUGUUAUUAUAAUAUGUAUUCUAAAUUUUAUUAUGUUGAUAACAUGCUAAAGACCUAAAUAUCGAGUAAGUAGCCUGGCUAAUUUAACAUAAAUUUGUUUUUAAUUUUUUGGUGCUGUGGCUUAGCAAAUAUUAUUAAUGAUUUGUUACUAUUAUGUACUAUUAACGUAAGUUUUUACGUAAUCGUGGGUAAAAUGUUGUUUAUUGCUGUUCAAAGAUUUUUAUAACUAGUCAUGUAAGAUUAUGUUUUCCUGUAUAUCACGUUAUUCAUUAGAUGUUUCCCCCUAUAUGUAAUUAAUUAAUUACGCUCAUACUUAUGUAUCUUUAAUAUCGCAUAAAGUAUCUACCUCGGAACUUUCGUAUCGUAAAUUGCCAUAAAAAAUGUGUAUCCAUAAUAAUAAUAUGUUAUCCAUAUAUUUUUUAUAAAAAAAACCUAUCGAGUGUCGACAGAUUGAUAAUGUGAAACAAUUUAUUUAUUGGUAUCUAAUUUAGUAAUUAAGGUGUUUGAUUUUUAUAUAAUUUUUCAAGAAUAUAAAAAGUACUUUAGGUAUGUGUAACAAAAAAAUACCUCCAUGUUUGGAGAUUUUUACAACGCUUCAUGUUUUAGAAGCAUAUUGCAAGUUGCAUGUAGCAAUUUAAAUUAGAAUACUUUAUAACUAUACUUAUUUAUAAUGCGAAGUAUCUAAUUAGACCACGUUCAGGUGAAAAGCGUUUUGCUAACGAGCAUUUACAACUAUAUACAUUUUUUUCCGUGCGACGCGCGUUACCAUGUGGGCAGUCUGAACAAAGUGUAUGUAGUUGUAAACGCGCGUAAGUAAAACGCGCGUUGAGCGCUUGUCACCUGAACGUACUUUUAUUGUAAUAGAAUAAAACUAUAUUCAUGCUCUUUUUUGUUGGACUUGUUUGUUAAAACUCAAGAACUCAGUAAGUAAAUGCGCACAAAAGAAAAAGUUGAUAUUCAUCAUAUGGAAUAGGCGGUGUCGAGUCCAUGAACUAUGAUAUAGAUUUAAAAGCUCAGUUAACUAAAUAAACAUAGAAUGUCGACUGUUUGAACGGCACUAAAAGUCAAAACUUGUGUGUUCCUCGUCAGUUUACGCACAAGCCCUUUGUAAUUUGUGAUAUUUUUUCUAUACCUAUAUGUAUUGAACAAUAUGUACUUUAGUUUUCCUUACACAAUAAACCAACAACAUCUCAUCAAGUAAUCUCUUCCAAUAUAAAAGAUAUUACAAGCAAGUCCAAAAGUUGAUGUUAACUUGUGAUAGUGAUUAGACGCUGUCCAGACGCUUUAACUGUUGAAAUUUAAAUGCUUAGUGCUCGUGUUAAUGUUAACCAAAUAGUUUGAGACGCUUCAAUGUAAGUUUACAAAUAUAUACGUUUAAGAUCAUUA